AUGCUGAAUAUUACUAGACGGUCAGUAGCAAGCGUUGCUAGCAUUGCCAAUGCUGCUUCAACCCAGGCCAGAGCUGCUUCUAUCGGUCACAGAUACUCUUCUACAUUGCCUUUAAUCAAGGAAACAGUAUCCUCAAAUCAUGUGGCGGACGUUCUUUCAUCUAUUGCAUCACGAACCGUUAAUGCCCCCAGUGGACCUACUCCUGUUGCACCUGCUGGUUCAUAUGUUGAAGAGGCUUUAAAGGAGUCGAAACUUGUUGGUCAAAGUUCUCCAGGUACUGGAAGACCCAUUUACCUCGAUAUGCAAGCUACUACACCUACUGAUCCCCGUGUUCUGGAUUACAUGCUUCAAUUUUACACCGGACAAUAUGGUAAUCCUCACUCGCGUACUCACGCUUACGGUUGGGAAACUGAUACUGCAGUCGAGACUGCUCGUAAGCAUGUGGCCGAUGUUAUUGGUGCUGACGCCAAGGAGAUUAUUUUUACUUCUGGUGCUACUGAAUCUAACAACAUGUCUUUAAAGGGUGUUGCUAGAUUCUACAAGAAGACAAAAAAUCAUAUCAUUACUACACAGACUGAACACAAGUGUGUUUUGGAUUCGUGCAGGCAUUUGCAAGACGAAGGAUUUGAUGUUACAUAUUUGCCAGUUAAAUCUAAUGGUCUCAUAGAUUUGGAAGAUCUUGAGAGGGCCAUUCGUCCCGAGACUGCUAUUGUAUCUAUUAUGUUUGUCAACAACGAAAUCGGUGUUAUCCAGCCAAUGGAAGAGAUUGGUCGUCUGUGUCGCAAGAACAAGGUUUUCUUCCAUACCGAUGCUGCUCAAGCCUUUGGUAAGAUUCCUAUCGAUGUCAACAAGCUGAAUAUUGAUCUCAUGAGUAUUUCGGGCCACAAGAUUUAUGGCCCUAAAGGCAUUGGUGCUUGUUACGUCCGUAGAAGACCUCGUGUUCGUUUGGAGCCUAUUAUCAACGGUGGUGGUCAAGAGCGUGGUCUUCGUUCUGGUACUCUUGCUCCACCUCUUGUUGCUGGAUUCGGUGAGGCUGCUCGUCUUAUGAUGUCCGAGAUGGAAUAUGAUUCUCAGCACAUCCGUCGUUUGUCUAACAAGUUGACUUCGAAUAUUCUCCAACUCGAGCACACCGUUCUUAACGGAGACAAGGACGCACAUUAUCCUGGAUGUGUGAAUAUUUCUUUUGCUUAUGUUGAGGGUGAAUCCCUUCUUAUGGCUCUUAACGACAUUGCCCUUUCUUCUGGUUCCGCCUGUACUUCUGCUUCGCUUGAGCCUUCAUAUGUUCUACGUGCCCUUGGUGCUGAUGACGCUCUUGCCCACUCGUCCAUCCGUUUCGGUAUUGGUCGUUUCACAACUGAAGCUGAGAUUGACUACGUUCUCCAGACUGUUGUCAGCAAGGUCAACAAAUUGCGUGAACUUUCUCCUCUCUGGGAAAUGGUCCAAGAAGGUAUCGAUCUUGAAACCAUUCAAUGGUCCCAGCAUUAA
Molecule: messenger RNA, 1485 nt
Organism: Sugiyamaella lignohabitans
Lineage: Eukaryota; Fungi; Ascomycota; Dipodascomycetes; Dipodascales; Trichomonascaceae
Gene: NFS1
Product: Nfs1p
Exons: 1
Coding region: 1-1485 (494 amino acids)
Biological process (GO): [2Fe-2S] cluster assembly
Cellular component (GO): cytosol; mitochondrion; nucleus
Molecular function (GO): pyridoxal phosphate binding; cysteine desulfurase activity
Source: RefSeq, a predicted model, not a curated record